Aedes aegypti (yellow fever mosquito) is the source of this 1227-nucleotide messenger RNA. RefSeq lists its product as uncharacterized. The transcript has 4 exons. Lineage: Eukaryota; Metazoa; Arthropoda; Insecta; Diptera; Culicidae. Bases 358 to 1221 code for a protein of 287 amino acids. The record is from RefSeq and is a predicted model, not a curated record. Gene Ontology annotation, cellular component: nucleus.
GAUUUAUCACCCAUCUCGUUCUUAAUUAAAGAAAUAUUGAUAUUCUUACAGAAUGAGUCGGCUAAACAAAAUGUUCGGUGUGAUAUGGCAUCAUGAUUAGAACAUUGAGGCCUGAAGCGAGACGCCACACAGACGUGCUUAUUCUGCGCGGCGUGUGAAGUGAGACGAGUCGAGUCGUCUGUGUCACCCAAUUCCCGUCGGCGAAUGGGGUGACAAGAGUCGUUGUGAAUGAACUCAGAUGAACUCUCACUGCAUUCUCACGGUCGAUCCAGAUCGACAAAUGUCGUACACAAGUGACGUUUUCAUGCGAGAUUUGUCGAUACGUCCGGGGUUGUCGAGAGCGUUUGAAAAUAAAAAAUGGAAGUAAAGCGCGUACGUGUUACCAACCGGAAGCAGUUCCAGUUGCUUGUGGACCAAAUGGAAGCCCAUCCGGCGGUGGCCAAAGGGCUGAAAUUUUGUGUGGAAAGCGGAUACCGAAACGAAGCAGCAUACAACGGUGUGUGGAAAAAUAUCGCCACCGAAUUGAACAGCAUGGGACCGCCAAUACGAUCUCCUAAAGAAUGGCAAAAAGUAUGGACCGAUUUCAAGCUGAAAAUAAAAAACAAAUUGGUUCACAACAAACGCGAAGCCAAUGCAACUGGUGGUGGACCAAAUAAAAUGAAAGUUUUGUCCCCCAUCGAAGAGGCAGUUGCAAAGCUUUUAUCGCUUGAUAAAACAGUAAACCAUUCUGGUUCCACAUUCGGUUUACCCCGUCAUGUAACAAGCCCUAUCAAUCAACCGGGAUCGCCUCUUCUUUCAAGUACGCGGCAACAGUUAAUGAUUGAUGAGGCUAACUUGUUAGAAGAGGAGGAUCUACCGGAGUUAGACGAGCCAUCCGAUGAAGAAGUGGAAACCGUUGAGAACACCAGCACCCACCGUAGUACCGAGCGCACCACCAAUACAAAACAACGUAAGCGACAAGAUAAGAGCAACCAAGAUUUGCGGAAUGAGUUGCUGGUAGAACAGACCAAGUUAAUGAAGAAGAUAGCGGAGAACUCAACUGAGUGCGCUCGUUACGCCCGCAAGAUGUACAAGUUAAGAGAGGAAGAGUUCAAACAUCAACGCGAACAUUCACUACGAAAGGAAAACGAUAGAAAGGAAGAGUUGGAGUUCAAAAUGGAGCUAUUAAAAUACAAACAAAGAAAACUCGACCUUCUGGAGCGUAGGGAGAGGAAGCAUUGAAAGGUA